GACUCAACCCGGAACGACUUUGUUUUGAUUUGUCAGUCAGCUGUCAGCAAACUCUUCAUGCCGCCGAUUCUACCUUUUAAUUACAUUUAACGAAAAUAGGUCGAUUUUUUUUACAUCCAUUCUGUGGAACUUGAGGUACGUGGUCUAUAUUCGUGUGACUGGCUUGGCAUUUUGAGCAGCUUAUCCGCCAUCAUGGAGGAGCCCACAGCUUCCGGUGUGUUCUGCAGCAGGAUGCUGAGCAUGGUGAACUCCGAGGACGUCAACGCCAUCAUCCAGGCUCAGAGACACAUGCUCGACCGCUUUGAGAAAACCAACGAAAUGCUCAUCAACUUCAACGGGCUGUCCAACGUGCGGCUGCAGCAAAUGAACGAGCGCUUCCUGCUGCACACCCGGACGCUCGUGGAGAUGAAGAAAGAUCUGGACGGCGUCUUCCGAAGGAUCAGGACGCUAAAAGGCAAGAUUGGCAAGCAAUAUCCUGAAGCUUUUAGUAACGUCCACAAGUCGCCCAGCUCGGAGGACGACGACGACGACGACGACGACUUGGACCCGGCGCCCCCGAGCGGCGCCACCACCGUCACGACAGUUACCUCGGGUCAGAGCACAGACUCCUGCGACACCAGCCCGGACGUGGUCUCGCCCGCCGCCAGCAGGUGUUCCGAAGAGCUGUCUCAGGGAGCGUCCGACACGCCCACCUCUGACGCCCACCACACGGCCGGCCUCCAGGACGAGGGUCCCGACUCUGAGCCCGCUGAGGAGUAACUAGGUGUUAGUCCGCUUAUCAUAUUGCAUGUGAAGGUACUGUUUACACACGUUAACAUGCUAAAGUCAUUGGGGAUGAUGUCAUCAUGUAAACUUUCAGUGUUAAAAUCAUGAAAUAUAUUAUUGUGUGAAUGCUGCAAAACAUUCACUCAUGUUUUACACACCAAAAUUCUUCUAUUUAUUAUUAUUAUUAUUAUUAUUCUCCAGGUUUUGGCACGCUCUACCUUCCACGUUUUGCACCCGAUUCAAAGCGUUCCGACUUCAAACUGGUCAGCUUGUUUGGGAAUCGCGGGCUUUCUCUUGAAAAAUUCCAAAAAUUCACAGAUUUCCCAGAAUUCCAGGUUUUCCCGGGACAUUUUUCCCCAUUCAAAAUUAAUUGGCCAUUUUUCAAACUUCCACCAUUUCCACAUUUUUCAACAGAUUCCAAACAUUCCACAUUUCACCAUCCUGGAAAUUCAAACUAUAAUUUUUCCAAGUUAAAAAAAAAUUCCAGUAAUUCCCAGAAUUCCCUUUUUUUCAAACCAUUUUUUUACCCUUUUUUCUGGCGACUAUUUCUUCCACAUUUUUCAACCCACUUCAACCGUUCCACCGUCUAAAAAUUCCUCUUAAUCAGAACAAAAAAACAAAGUUUUUUUUUUUUAACUGGAACAUUUCCCGAAAUUCCUGGAAUUCCUUAAUACCAUUUCUCAAUUAAAAAUGUUACUACUUCAACAUUUCUCGACCGAUUUGAAAAAUUCCAUCACCAACCACUUCAACUCAUUCAAUCCUUUUAAAAUUGUCCCCAAAAGUCCCGCUUUUCCCGAAAUUCCCAAAUUUCCAUGAAAUUCCCAUUAAAAGAAUGGGACAUUUUUCAAAGUUCCACCAUUUCCACAUUUUUUCAACCUAUUCAAACCAUUCCACCUUCAACACAUUCUACUCAUCCUGGAAAUUCAAACUAUCAUUUUUCCAAGUUAAAUUUUUUUCCAGGAAUUCCCAUAAUUCCCUUUUUUUCAAACCAUUUUUUUUACCCUUUUUUCUGGUGACUAUUCCUUCCACAUUUUUCAACCCACUUCAAGCGUUCCACCAUCAAAACAUUCCUCUUAAUCAGGACAAAAAACAAUGUAGUUUUUUUAACUGGAAAAAUUCCCGCUUUCCCCGAAAUUCCCAAAUUUCCAUGAAAUUCCCAUUGAAAUUAAUGGGAAUUUUUUGUAAGUUCCACAAUUCCCACAUUUUUCAACCGAUUCAAACCAUUCCACCUUCAACACAUUCCACUCAUCCUGGAAAUUCAAACUAUAAUUUUUCCAAGUUCAAAAAAAUUCCAGGAAUUCCCUUCUUUUCCAAACCCUUUUUUCACCCUUUUUUCGGCGACUACUCCUUCCACAUUUUUCCACCCACUUCAACCGUUCCACCGUCCAAACAUUCCUCUUAAUCAGGACAAAAAACAAAGUUGUUUUUUGAACUGGAAAAAUUCCCGAUUUUCCCGAAAUUCCUGGAGUUCCUUAAUACCAUUUCUCAAUUAAAAUGUUACUAUUUCAACAUUUCUCAACCGAUUUGAAAAAUUCCAACACCAACCAUUUCAACUCAUUCAGAACAUUCAAGUAUAUUAACAUUUUCCCAAAAAUUCCCGAAAUUCCCAUUGAAAAUGAAUAGGACAUUUUUCAAACUUCCACCAUUUCUACAUUUUUUCAACCUAUUCAAACCAUUCCACCUUCAACACAUUCCACUCAUCCUGGAAAUUCAAACUAUCAUUUUUCCAAGUUAAAUUAUUUUCCAGGAAUUCCCAUAAUUCCCUUUUUUUCAAACCAUUUUUUUUACCCUUUUUUCUGGCGACUAUUCCUUCCACAUUUUUCAACCCACUUUAACCGUUCCACCAUCAAAACAUUCCUCUUAAUCAGGACAAAAAACAACAUUGUUUUUUUAACUGGAAAAAUUCCCGCUUUCUUCCCAAAUUUCCAUGAAAUUCCCAUUGAAAUUAAUGGGAAAUUUUUCCAAGUUCCACAAUUCCCACAUUUUUCAUCCGAUUCAAAACAUUCCACCUUCAACACAUUCCACUCAUCCUGGAAAUUCAAACUAUCAUUUUUCAAAGUUCAAAAAAAUUCAAGGAAUUCCCAGAAUUCCCUUUUUUUUUUCAAAACCCUUUUUUCAACCUUUUUUAUGUUGACUACUCCUCCCACAUUUUUCAACCCACUUCAACCGUCCCACCGUCCAAACAUUGUUCUUAAUCAGGACAAAAAAAAAAAGACGUUUUUUUUACUGGAAAAAUACUCGGUUUUCCCGAAAUUCCAGGAAUUCCUUAAUACCAUUUCUCAAUUAAAAAUGUUAAUACUUCAACAUUUCUCGACCGAUUUAAAAAAUUCCCACACCAACCAUUUCAACUCAUUCGGAACAUUCAAGUAUUUUAACAUUUUCCAUGAAAUUCCCAUUGAAAAGAAUGGGACAUUUUUCAAAGUUCCACAAUUCCCACAUUUUUCAUCCGAUUCAAACCAUUCCACCUUCAACACAUUCCACCAUUUUUCAAGGAUUUUUUAAAAUACCGUAACUAAAUAAUUAAAAAUGUUUUUUCAAAUUUAAUGUGAGCAUGUGGUUACUAACCUCCACUUUGGUGGAAAAGGUAAUGCGUCUCAAAACCUGUUCCACUUGCCCGUUGUCUCUCAAGGUUUUCUUAUUUUUUGCUCCUUUGGGGACAAAUGUCCAAAUAUUUUUUAAAUACUGUAACUAAAUAAUUAAAAAUUACAUUUUUUUCUAAUUUAAUGUGAGCAUUCUUUGCUUUGUGCUUGGUUACUAACCUCCACAUUGGUGGAAAAGGUAAUGAACAAAAAAUCGUUUGUAAAGUUUGUAAUGUUUUGUUUGCGAAUUAAAGUUAAAAAAAAUAUAUAAUAUAACCGUGUCUUCCCUUGGCGUGCGAGCACCCACCGCUAGUGGGCGCUACGUCAAAAAUGUGUGCGGUUUUCUUCCCAAAACAGGAAGUCUCAAAACCUGUUCCACUUGCCCGUUUUUCUUAACUUUUUGUUCCUUUGGGGACAAACAAAGUUUAAAAAAAAAAAAAGACUAUUGUCAUGUCCAAAUAUUUUUCAAAUACUGUAACUAAAUAAUUAAAAAUGACCUUUUUUUCUAAUUUAAUGUGAGCUUUCUUUGAUUUGUGCUUGGUUACUAACCUCUACUUCGGUGGAAAAGGUAACGAACAAAACAAUUAUUUUUUCCAAAAAAUCGUCAGUACAGUUUGUAAUGAUUGUUUACAAAUUAAAGUAAAAAUAUAUAUAAUAUAACCGUGUCUUACCUUGGCGUUUGCGAGCACCCACUGCUAGUGGGCGCUAAGUCCAAAUGUGUGUGCUUUUCUUCCUAAAACAGGAAGUCUCAAAACCUGUUCCACCAAUAGACAUCUUAUAAGGGUACGCAGCAUGGAGCGCUACUGGCGCUGACGAGACGCGGGGCCGCCAUCUUGGAGUGGUGAUCUGCUCCACUCAGUGCAAUUCAUUUGGCAGGAGCAAUGAACGGUCAGUGCAUUUAAUUCAUUUUACCUCAAUGAAUACCACUGAUUUUCACACGGUUUUUGGUCAUACGUGUAGCUAUGAUAAAGGACACAUGUUUUAUUAUUCAUAGUUUGCCUAAAAGUAAUAGAAUAUUCUUAUAUGCUAUAAGUUACCAGACGUCCGAGAUCAAAACUGGGAAUAUAAUCCCAGAGAAGGGGGAAAAAAAAGUCAGCUAUUUUUAAAUUCAAGAAACAAUAUGAUUAGGUUAUAUAUACAUGCGUAUAUCCUACAUAAACAAUGUAUGAAUACAUUAGAUAUCUAUAUAUCUUGGGGACCUAUUGUAUCUCUGUUGCUGCAGCAGCAGAGAGUUUAUUCUGUCUUGACACUUUGUAUUGAUAUUUUGUAUUACAUUCUUCCCUUAAAUGAUCAUGUUUACAGUGAUUGUUUUAUAUUUUAUUUGUAUGUUGCUUUGGAUAAAAGCCUCUGCCAAGUACUUAAACAUAAACCUAUAUAAACACCUGAAAGUCUUUAUAUCAGCUAAAACCACCAAUC
Molecule: messenger RNA, 4760 nt
Organism: Entelurus aequoreus (snake pipefish)
Lineage: Eukaryota; Metazoa; Chordata; Actinopteri; Syngnathiformes; Syngnathidae
Product: kxDL motif-containing protein 1-like
Exons: 5
Coding region: 193-759 (188 amino acids)
Biological process (GO): lysosome localization
Cellular component (GO): BORC complex
Source: RefSeq, a predicted model, not a curated record